Molecule: messenger RNA, 1447 nt
Organism: Mizuhopecten yessoensis (Yesso scallop)
Lineage: Eukaryota; Metazoa; Mollusca; Bivalvia; Pectinida; Pectinidae
Product: autophagy-related protein 13-like
Exons: 3
Coding region: 331-1407 (358 amino acids)
Biological process (GO): autophagosome assembly; piecemeal microautophagy of the nucleus; protein localization to phagophore assembly site
Cellular component (GO): phagophore assembly site; extrinsic component of membrane; cytosol
Source: RefSeq, a predicted model, not a curated record
CUUGACCGACGGAUUUGUAAACAUGAAAAAUGGCGACAGCGAUGAAAGACGGAUAUGAUUUUGUGUCAUUCACUGCAGUGAAAUCACAAUGACGGAACCAGAGCUUUCACGCGAAGUAGAACUGUUUUAUUCUGUAUGAAUUUCUUUCGAUGUUAGGCACUGAAUGAUUUUCAAAGUCCUUGAUGGCUUCGAUUUGUUACGUCAACAUAAAGUAACAAUGAAACUGAACUAAAUUAAAAAUGUCUUCGAUACAUUUUUAGCAACGAAAUAAAUAUCGAUGACUUCAGGAAUUAAGUAAAAUGCAACAAAACUACAGCUAUACAAACUACAAUGUCAGGUAGACUAAAUGCACAAGAUAAGAAGGACUUGGAGAAAUUUACAAAGUUUCUCAUCUUUAAAAGUUUACAAGUUAUUGUUCAGUCGAGACUAGGAGAGAAAAUAAGAACGAAGUCGAAACCAAUUUCUUCAGGAACAGACUGGUUCAACCUUGCUAUAAAGGACAUACCUGAUGUCCAUUCUGAGGCUAAACGAGCUCUAGCCAACCAACAGCCAAUCCUAGGACAAAAUGUGUGUGUGGAGAUUUCACUUAAGACGUCGGAGGGAGCAACCAUGGUACUGGAGACAUGGUACAUCAGUCUGGACCAGGAUCACUGUGAUAACAAUGUGAAGAUUUCCUACACAGUCUACAACAAGAUGGGCACGGCACUCAAGUCCCUGUUCACCGUGUCACGGGUCACACCGGCCUAUAAGCUGUCCAGGAGACAGGGCGUCUGCUCAGAUGAUUAUGUCAUUUGUUAUAGAAUCUAUGCAGGGGACCCACAGUUCUUCAUGCUCGGUGAUGGGUACCAGACCGCUAAAGUAGGGACUGUUCCGACACCACAGGGGACCAUCUCUAUACAGCUGGCCUACAGAACCAAACUGUUGAUCACACCACAGAAGAGUUCUAAGGAAGUUGGCUUUGAGGUUAAAGAUGACCAUUUUAAGAAAGACACUAGUCCGAAACGAUCAACAACUCCAAAACCCUGUUCUAUGGGUUACAGAAGGGAGAGCGUUGUAGAUGAUUAUGGACAACAAGGCUAUGAUGACACUCAGGACCUUUGCUCAACCACCUUUACUGCUAGUCCCACUGAUGGGUUCCUGUACAGUGCUAUGCAGACUGGCUCCUUGCCCCGCACUUAUUCCCAGCCAAUCAGAAUAGAUGGCAGGCUACCUCCCAGUCAAAGUGGAGAAGAGUUCAAGCCUACCAGGUAUACAAAAACCUGCAUCAGGUAUAUAAAAAAUCUACUGGGUAUUAAAAAACCCACCAGGUAUAACAAAAAACUACAAAGUAUUCAAAUAUAUACCAGGUACACUGUAUACAAAAAACUUAACCUGGUAUACAAAAAUCUACAAGGUGUAGACAGUUAAAGCUACAAGGUGUUCAAAAAAUAUACCAGGUACACUGUAU